Molecule: messenger RNA, 156 nt
Organism: Nicotiana attenuata
Lineage: Eukaryota; Viridiplantae; Streptophyta; Magnoliopsida; Solanales; Solanaceae
Product: mitochondrial import receptor subunit TOM6 homolog
Exons: 1
Coding region: 1-156 (51 amino acids)
Cellular component (GO): mitochondrial outer membrane translocase complex
Source: RefSeq, a predicted model, not a curated record
AUGUUUCCAGGAUUGUUCAUGCGUAAACCUGACAAAGCAGCUGCUCUGAAGACUUACGUCGCCCUUUUCGGAGCUUGGGUCGGCGUAAUUCGGGUCACCCCAUACAUCUCUCAAUAUUUUUCGGGUCAGAAAGAAGAACUCCUCCUCGAGCUCUAA